Molecule: messenger RNA, 1330 nt
Organism: Pecten maximus
Lineage: Eukaryota; Metazoa; Mollusca; Bivalvia; Pectinida; Pectinidae
Product: acetylcholine receptor subunit beta-like
Exons: 1
Coding region: 32-1279 (415 amino acids)
Biological process (GO): nervous system process; monoatomic ion transmembrane transport; chemical synaptic transmission
Cellular component (GO): neuron projection; membrane; synapse
Molecular function (GO): neurotransmitter receptor activity; extracellular ligand-gated monoatomic ion channel activity; transmembrane signaling receptor activity
Source: RefSeq, a predicted model, not a curated record
GUGAACUUGAAACAGACAAAAUACAUUGAAAAUGAUGAAUACAGACACUUACAAACCGCAAAUAGGAUUAAUCAUGUUGGCACUAAUAGCUCCGAUGGAGAUAGUGUGUAAUAAUUCGACUUAUAUGACGUCACUACACAGGAGUCUUUUACACGGAUACAAAACAGCUGUCCGGCCUGGAAAUAACUACUCGAAUAAAUCAUUUCCGCUAAACGCGUCUUUUGGAUUACUUCUAAUAAAAUCAUUUGAAGAACUUAAAAGUCGAUUCUCCAUCGUUGGUACAUUCUUUAUAUCUUGGUAUGAUGAGCGAUUGACCUGGGACCCCAGCAAAUAUGACGGUAUAUCGACGAUGCAUUUCCUCGAAAAGGACGUAUGGAUACCUCCACUGAGGUACUCGAUAGCAUAUACUAAUAACGAUUUACUUGGAGACCCGCUCAGCAUUCUGUCUUUUAGCAGUGACGGUAUAGCUAAGUGGGAGUUAUCAAAUAUCUUUGAUACUGUCUGUAACGCUGAUAUAUCAUAUUAUCCGUUCGAUAAUCAAACCUGUGAGAUACGCCUGUUUGUGGAUGGGUAUGAUUAUCGAGAGAUACAUGUACACACUAGACAAAAUACUGCUGACCUAACAUACUAUAUUGAGAACUCUGAGUGGGAACUGAUUAUCAUCGACGUUAACGCAAAACCAGACAGUCUAAUGUUACAAUUUUCAUUAAAAAGGCGAUCUGCGUUCAUAGUAGUAAAUAUGAUGCUACCCCUUCUGUCCUUGUGUAUACUCAACAUGUUUGUAUUUGUUCUGCCGGUAGAUUCUGGCGAACGGGUAGGGUUCUCCAUUACGAUAUUGUUAUCCAUUUCUGUGUUCAUGUCCAUAGUUUCGGAUUUAUUGCCAAACGCAUCAUCACCAAAUAUUGCUAUAUUCUGCUAUUUGCUGUUGUUAGAUGUGAUUAUUAGUGGUCUCAUCAGUAUCUGUACCAUUCUCAGCAUUAAACUGUACACUAAACCGAAGAUGGAAUGUAUUCCCAUAUUCCUUUGUAUACUCCAAAAAUGUCUCAAUGGAAAGAAAUCGACGGUUGGCGUAGUCCCUUAUGAUGCCAGACUGUCUACUGUCACACUGGAUGAAACUAACCAUGUCGACAAAAAUGAGUGUAAAGAAGAAAAGGCUGCAGAUGUUGGAAUAUCGUGGACAGACAUUGGACAUGCUUUUGACAAAGUUUGUAUUUUUAUGUUUUCAAUUUUGCUGACAACUGUCCAUGUUACCUUCUUUCUGAUCAUGACAGUGAGAUAGAUGUUUACAAUUUUACAAAAGUAUGUGUACAAUUUCCGUUUUUCUACUGUU